CUCCGGACAAGAUGGCGAGGGGCGAGGCUGGUGUGACUUUAGAGCAGCCGCACCUUUCUCGGCAAGAUCUCGCUACUUUGGAUGUUUCCAAGUUGACGCCACUUUCACAUGAAGUUAUCAGCAGAUGAGCCACAAUUAAUAUAGGUACAAUUGGUCACGUAGCUCAUGGGAAAUCUACAGUUGUAAAAGCUAUUUCUGGAGUCCACACUGUCCGUUUCAAAAAUGAACUGGAAAGAAAUAUUACAAUCAAACUUGGCUAUGCUAAUGCUAAGAUUUAUAAACUUGACGACCCAAGUUGUCCUCGGCCAGAAUGUUUUAGAUCCUGUGGAAGUAGCACACCCGAUGAGUUUCCUACAGACAUUCCAGGGACCAAAGGGAACUUCAAAUUAGUCAGGCAUGUUUCCUUUGUUGACUGUCCUGGCCAUGACAUUCUGAUGGCUACUAUGCUGAACGGUGCCGCAGUGAUGGAUGCUGCUCUUCUGUUGAUAGCUGGUAACGAGUCUUGUCCUCAGCCUCAGACAUCUGAACACUUGGCUGCUAUAGAAAUCAUGAAACUGAAGCAUAUUUUGAUUCUACAAAAUAAAAUCGAUUUGGUAAAAGAAAGCCAGGCUAAAGAACAGUAUGAACAGAUCCUUGCAUUUGUUCAAGGAGUUGGAACAAAAAUUGACCCCACUUUGUGCCGGGCUGACAGAAUGGUGGGGCAAGUACUUGGUGCAGUUGGAGCUUUACCUGAGAUCUUCACAGAAUUGGAAAUUUCCUAUUUCCUGCUUAGGUGGCUUCUAGGUGUUCGCACUGAAGGAGACAAGAAAGCAGCGAAAGUACAAAAGCUGUCUAAGAAUGAAGUGCUUAUGGUGAAUAUAGGAUCCCUGUCAACAGGAGGAAGAGUUAGUGCAGUCAAGGCUGAUUUGGGCAAAAUCGUCUUGACUCAUCCUGUGUGCACAGAAGUAGGAGAAAAAAUUGCACUUAGCCGAAGAGUUGAGAAACACUGGCGUUUAAUUGGUUGGGGUCAAAUAAGAAGAGGAGUGACAAUCAAGCCAACAGUAGAUGAUGACUGAAGAAUUAAAUAACAGAUUUGGAUGAAGUUGGAAUUUCUCUUAACAACCUAGGGGUAUAUUUUCAGAACAAUACUGGGAAAGUAAUUUCACAGCUCAUUACCUUAGUAGUAGCUGUAAGGUUAUUCUCAUUUUUUGGUGAUGAAAAUUUAACCUCUAGUACUGAAAUAGAGCCUACAAUAAAUGUAGAAAUUAG
Messenger RNA from Dama dama (fallow deer), 1248 nucleotides. Its product is annotated as eukaryotic translation initiation factor 2 subunit 3-like. The coding region runs from base 435 to 1055 and encodes 206 amino acids. Gene Ontology annotation, cellular component: cytosol; eukaryotic translation initiation factor 2 complex. The transcript has a single exon. Gene Ontology annotation, molecular function: GTP binding; translation initiation factor activity; tRNA binding. The record is from RefSeq and is a predicted model, not a curated record. Gene Ontology annotation, biological process: positive regulation of translational fidelity; formation of translation preinitiation complex. NCBI's taxonomy places the organism in Eukaryota, Metazoa, Chordata, Mammalia, Artiodactyla, Cervidae.